CGGGUUAAAAAAAAUAAUGCAGUAGAAGAAGAAGUCUAAAGCGGAAGUGGCUGCUGAGCGAAACUGUAUAGUCACUGUGUGUGACCGGUCCCAACUAAGCUUUUUAAUAAAUAAUAUUAUUCCUCAUUUGGGUUGCUUUCUUCAUUACCGGCAUCAUGUCUAUAAUGUCAUAUAACGGAGGGGCCGUCAUGGCCAUGCGGGGAAAGAAUUGUGUUGCAAUUGCAGCUGAUCGGCGGUUUGGUAUCCAAGCCCAGAUGGUCACCACAGACUUUCAGAAAAUCUUCCCCAUGGGUGACAAACUCUACAUUGGCUUGGCAGGACUGGCCACAGAUGUGCAGACAGUAUCUCAACGGCUCAAAUUCCGUCUCAACCUGUACGAGCUCAAAGAAGGGCGUCAGAUCAAGCCCAAGACCUUCAUGAGCAUGGUCUCCAACAUGCUGUAUGAGAGGAGGUUUGGCCCGUACUACAUCGAGCCUGUGAUUGCUGGUCUGGACCCAAAAACCUCUGAGCCGUUCAUCUGUUCUUUGGACCUGAUUGGCUGCCCCAUGAUAACAGAAGAUUUUGUGGUCAGCGGCACUUGUGCAGAGCAGAUGUACGGCAUGUGCGAGUCAUUGUGGGUGCCUGACAUGGAGCCAGAAGAUCUCUUUGAGACUAUUUCACAGGCGAUGCUAAAUGCAGUUGAUAGAGAUGCUGUUUCUGGUAUGGGAGUUAUAGUGCAUGUCAUUGAGAAGGAUAAGAUAACUACACGGACCCUGAAGGCCAGAAUGGACUAGAAACAACAACGCCACUGCUUUUCUCUCCCCACCACCUUUUUUUUUUUUUUUUUUGUAUGUAGAAAAAAAAAAUUUGGAUCAAUUUCUUCUUUCAGAUGUACUCGUCAAUAAACUGGUCUAACAUUUAA
Messenger RNA from Silurus meridionalis, 901 nucleotides. It is a transcript of the gene psmb3, whose product is annotated as proteasome 20S subunit beta 3. Gene Ontology annotation, biological process: proteasome-mediated ubiquitin-dependent protein catabolic process. Bases 156 to 773 code for a protein of 205 amino acids. The transcript has 6 exons. The record is from RefSeq and is a predicted model, not a curated record. Gene Ontology annotation, cellular component: proteasome core complex, beta-subunit complex; proteasome core complex. NCBI's taxonomy places the organism in Eukaryota, Metazoa, Chordata, Actinopteri, Siluriformes, Siluridae.